AUGGAGCUUGGCAGCUCAGUGCAGGGCCCCGUGGCUCGCGCGCAUGCGGCUCGUAUCGACGAGCCACGCGGUGCUCCUGCCAGAGGUAUCCAAGCGGCAACACAAAGAAAGAGAUUUGCCACGGCGAUCGGCUUUGGCAUCUCGCUGAAUUUGGCUUGGGCCGGCCAAGCACAGGCCCGUUCACGAAGUCUGCGGAAGGCCCAUGGCCAAGGCCGUCACGGGCGUCGAGAGGUCCUGUCGAUCGGAGUGGUGACUCCACUGGUUGCGCCGUUGGCAGCCAAAGCGGAAGCGGAACCCCCAACGGUGUCAAAGAAGGUUGCCGAAGGUGUCUACAUCUUCGACCAAGCAUAUGGCAUCCCUGGGCUUGGAGUUGGUGCCAAUAUUCCCAUCCGCAUGACCGUGCUCAGCCUGGAAGGCGGUGGCUACUUGGUUUACAACCCAUGUCACCCAACUGCAGAGGCUAUGCAGAUGUUGAAAGAGUUUGGCCUGACAGACGUGCGAUAUAUUGUAUGUGGCACUGUUGCCAUUGAGCACAAGUAUUAUGCCCCCCAGUGGGCACAGCUCUUUCCAAAAGCGGAGGUGUGGAUAAGUCCACGGACAUUUAGCUGGCCGGUUGAUUUCGGACCGUAUGUUCCAGUGGGAGGCUUUUCAAGGAGCACACCACUGCAAAAGAUUCCCAAAGAUGCAUCGUUGGCACCUUGGUCCUCCAAGGGCAUCGACCAUCUUCAACUGACCGUUGACUACGCACCGCGAACGGUCUUUGAAGAGACGGUGCUCUUCCACAAACCGUCUGGCAGCUUCGUCUGCACUGACAUGCUGAUCGGUCUGUCGGAUGAGCCGCCGGAGAUAUUGACUCUGUCACCCUACAAGGAAGGACUUCUUUGGUUCUCCCGCGAUGAGCCUUUGGAAGAGGUCGACGUCAGCAGUCCAAAAACACUGAAGGAUGGAUACCAAAAGUCUGUACUCCUUCUGAACAACAUCAAUCCGCGAUCGCUGCUCUCAGUUGCAGCAGGCGACUUGGCUGUGCCGAAACAACUUGGCUUGGCAUCCAAAGCGCCACAGAAGGAGCUGGGAUACUUUGGCUGGUAUCCGUGCAACUGGCAGGCGUCCGAUUCGCCAUGCGCCAAAUUAGAUGAUCGCCUGCUUCCGUCGAAGGGGAGCAAGACCUUUGAUUGCCGUCCAGGCUGGCGUGGAGAAUGGACCAGGUUGGCUGCUGGGGUUGAAGGGACCGGAUUCCAAGUUCCAAGCUUCGUCGCUGAGCUCCAAGUCAGCCGCGAUCCGGAGACGCUUGACAGUUUUGCCAAGGAGAUAUCCCGAAGAUGGCCAGGAAUAAAGAAGGUGAUCUCUUCGCACUUCAGCUCUCCAUUGCCAGCAUCCAGCGAGAACGUGUCAAAGGCUAUAUCUGCCGUUUGUCGCGGGCCACCCGGCCCAGCAGCACGAGCAGCGGACCUCAGUGCGAUCCUGAACUUCCGCGACUACUUGGAGGAAAAUGACUUGAUAUACAAGCCCGCCAAAGGGCGAGGAAGCUGGACCGCCUGA
Symbiodinium necroappetens is the source of this 1539-nucleotide messenger RNA. The record is from the annotation of a GenBank genome assembly. NCBI's taxonomy places the organism in Eukaryota, Dinophyceae, Suessiales, Symbiodiniaceae.